UCAUGGUUUUAAAUCUGAUAGAAUAUUUCUCUUUCCUCUCUUUAUGAAUUCACAGACAUUCUUACUGCAGCUGCUGUCAUGGAGUUAAACAUUUGCUGUACUGUCGCAUAUGAAAGCAGUUAAUCUGUUUGGGACUGUUUACUUGCUAAAGCCUGUGUUAGUCAGCAGAGGCAGUACACCAGAUUUCCUUGUGGCUUUUAGUGGAAAAUGUUAAAAGCGCACUUAUUUUUCAGUUAUAGAAUUUUCAGUUUGAUCUGAAUUAGUCACAGAACUGGCAUGAACCCUCUAAUUGUGAAGGCUGUCCAAAUGCACUAUUUUUUUCUCCUGCUAGAGGAAGUUACAUCCUGAGCAGCUCAGCUCUCUGGUAAGUGUAACAUGUGAGCAUUACUAGGCAUUUCAUCCUGCGGGUCUGCGGGCUUGCUCUUCAGACUGUUGCUCUGCUGAAACGCUUCUGUGGGACCAAUUCUGAGGUUAUGUGGAUAUUUCUCAAGAACCUACUCGUUUGAGGAUAUCAGAGGCCUUUUGAAAGAUCAUCCGAGGAACAGGAAAGCGUCUGAAAUCAACUGAAAAGGGUAACUGCAGCGGUUGUCACCGGGGACGGGAACUGUAUUGGCACAGAGGCAAAUGACUGAAUAAAGUAGUUGGCUCAGAGAAGAUGCACAGUCUGCUGUUUUUCCUCUGAAUGAAGACUGUUUAAUGGAAGCUGUACUCCUGUAGAGAUGAAAGGAAAUACUGGGGUGAUAAACUACUUUCUUCCCUUCUCUUUAAAAUGAAAACUCUGAAGCAGUAACUGGAGCUCAAAGGUCUUCUGAUUCGUUUGCUGUCUGCUUGUUGUGCUAGGAUUCUCCACUGACACCAUUUCUGCCUGGUGCCUGUGUCUUUUUACUGGGCAGCCAGAAACGACUGCCUGAUGGAGAAAGAAUGAAAGCUUUGCCUUGCCCAUGUUACUGACAGGAUAAAGCUGUCUGCGUUUCAUCUCCUCUGUGCGAAGUCUGGAUUAAUCAACUUGUGUUCUGGUACCAGAAGUCCUGUUGUCUCCUGCGAUCUGACUCAUCACGUGUAAACGUGCUGCAGCUCUGCUGUUAGUGCAGAGUGGUAGCCGCUUUUCUUUCUUCCCUAAACACAGAGGGCGCUGUCAGCCCCUGAGCUUCAUUGUCAGGGUUAUGUUAAAUUCUAUAUUUCAGGGUUUGUUGUCUGGAUAAUAUCUGUAUGAAGUCAGUGAAGCUGAAAAAAUGAAGACAAAUUACAAGUGGAAACAGAAUAGUGAGAAUCUGUUUUAUUUUCAGCUACAAGCCGCUCAGCCUACUGGUAACUAUAUGACCUUGCAGACAAGAGGGGGGAUAUCGGUGGCCACCUCUAUCACAGCAGUUGUUUCUAAUUUCAUUUUUUAUGGUGUGGUGUCGUGUCACCCAAAACAAUGAUUGUUUUGUACAAGUAAAUUUCAGAGCUCAUUUUAACAAUUUAACUAUUUUGGUGAAAGAAAAGUAUUUUUGAAAGAAUUAGCCCUAGACUUGAAUUUUAAUUAUUGACACAUUGUCUGCAGUAACGCGGCAAAAAAAAGAAAUAGGUUUUUAUUUCUAGGGAGUUAUGUUUCAUAAUUUUAAAGUUCAGUUUCUGUACUAUUGCUCACUGUAAACCAGCAGCACUGCUCAGAGAAUGUUCAUAAGUGGUAUACAGAAGAGGAGGAAAAGCUGCUCGCACUCUUCCCACUCUGUCUUCUAUCACAUAGCUUGAAGCUUAAUGUUUUAAAAGAGCGAAUGAGUCGAGUGUGUAUUGUUGUUUUGGAGGAGGUAGAAGAUGAUUCUCCUGUAUUCAUUUCUAACUUGCCCCAGGAAAGUAAAUCUCUACAUUCUCCACCUUCUGGAAAUGUAUUGCCAUCACUUGUGCAAGCUAUAUUUAAUGGUGAUCCAGAUGAAGUUCGAGCACUAAUAUUUAAGAAAGAAGAUGUUAACUUUCAGGACAAUGAAAAGAGAACUCCGUUACAUGCUGCUGCCUAUCUUGGAGAUGCAGAAAUCAUUGAACUGCUUAUUUUAUCUGGAGCUAGAGUUAAUGCCAAAGACAGCAAAUGGUUGACACCUUUACACAGAGCAGUUGCAUCUUGUAGUGAGGAAGCAGUUCAGAUACUUUUGAAGCAUUCUGCCGAUGUUAAUGCUCGAGACAAAAAUUGGCAGACCCCUUUACAUAUAGCUGCUGCUAAUAAAGCUGUAAAGUGUGCUGAGUCUUUGGUGCCUCUUCUGAGUAAUGUGAACGUAUCGGAUCGAGCAGGGAGAACUGCAUUGCAUCAUGCAGCUUUCAGUGGGCAUGGUGAGAUGGUCAAACUGCUACUGUCUAGAGGUGCCAAUAUUAAUGCUUUUGACAAGAAAGAUAGGCGUGCCAUCCACUGGGCAGCGUAUAUGGGUCACAUUGAAGUAGUGAAAUUGCUUGUCUCUCAUGGAGCCGAAGUUACAUGCAAGGAUAAAAAGUCUUAUACACCUCUUCAUGCAGCAGCCUCUAGUGGAAUGAUCAGUGUAGUCAAGUACCUUCUAGAUCUUGGAGUUGAUGAAGGAAUACUGUUCUCUCGGUAUAUAUUGGAUCCCUGGAUGAAUGAACCAAAUGCCUAUGGAAACACACCUCUUCAUGUGGCCUGUUACAAUGGACAAGAUGUUGUUGUGAACGAGCUCAUAGACUGUGGUGCUAAUGUAAAUCAGAAGAAUGAAAAAGGGUUCACUCCUCUGCACUUUGCUGCUGCGUCAACACAUGGAGCACUGUGUUUAGAACUCCUGGUUGGCAAUGGGGCUGACGUCAAUAUGAAGAGUAAAGAUGGGAAAACCCCACUACACAUGACUGCUCUCCAUGGUAGAUUCUCCAGAUCACAAACCAUUAUCCAGAGUGGAGCUGUAAUUGACUGUGAAGAUAAAAAUGGAAACACCCCUUUGCAUAUAGCAGCCCGGUAUGGCCAUGAACUGCUAAUCAACACUCUUAUUACGAGUGGUGCUGACACAGCAAAGCGUGGUAUACAUGGAAUGUUCCCGCUCCAUUUGGCAGCCUUAAGUGGUUUUUCGGACUGCUGCAGGAAACUUCUUUCUUCGGGGUUUGACAUAGAUACCCCAGAUGAUUUUGGCAGGACCUGUCUGCAUGCAGCUGCAGCUGGAGGAAAUUUGGAGUGCCUAAACCUUCUGCUGAAUACGGGUGCAGACUUCAACAAGAAGGAUAAAUUUGGGAGAUCUCCACUGCACUAUGCUGCUGCCAAUUGCAAUUACCAGUGCCUGUUUGCUCUUGUGGGAUCAGGAGCGAGUGUGAAUGACCUUGAUGAAAGAGGCUGUACACCCCUGCACUAUGCAGCGACGGCAGACACAGAUGGCAAGUGCCUGGAAUACUUGCUAAGAAACGAUGCAAAUCCCGGGAUCCGGGACAAGCAAGGGUAUAAUGCAGUUCAUUACUCGGCCGCAUAUGGUCACCGUCUGUGUCUUCAGCUGAUUGCAAGUGAAACUCCUUUGGAUGUUUUAAUGGAAACCUCGGGAACAGACAUGCUGAGUGACUCAGAUAAUAGAGCAACAAUAAGCCCUUUACAUUUGGCUGCUUAUCAUGGUCAUCACCAGGCCCUGGAAGUGUUGGUACAGUCUUUGUUAGAUCUUGAUGUAAGAAAUAGUAGUGGUAGAACACCCUUAGACCUCGCAGCAUUUAAGGGCCAUGUUGAGUGUGUGGAUGUGCUCAUUAAUCAGGGAGCUUCAAUCCUCGUAAAAGAUUACGUUUUGAAGAGAACGCCUAUCCAUGCAGCAGCAACAAAUGGUCAUUCAGAAUGCUUACGGUUAUUAAUAGGAAAUGCAGAACCACAGAAUGCAGUAGAUAUUCAAGAUGGAAAUGGACAGACACCUCUUAUGCUGUCUGUUCUCAACGGACACACGGACUGUGUAUACUCACUACUGAACAAAGGAGCAAAUGUAGAUGCCAAAGAUAAGUGGGGAAGGACAGCAUUGCAUAGGGGGGCAGUUACAGGCCAUGAAGAAUGUGUAGAUGCAUUACUUCAACAUGGUGCUAAGUGCUUACUACGGGACAGCAGGGGUCGGACACCUAUACACUUGUCAGCUGCCUGUGGACACAUUGGAGUUCUUGGAGCCCUUUUGCAGUCAGCAGCAUCCAUGGAUGCAAAUCCAGCCAUAGUAGACAAUCAUGGGUAUACAGCACUUCACUGGGCUUGCUACAAUGGUCAUGAGACAUGUGUGGAACUACUGUUAGAACAGGAUGUUUUCCAGAAAAUUGAUGGAAAUGCUUUCAGUCCAUUGCAUUGUGCUGUGAUCAAUGACAAUGAAGGUGCUGCUGAGAUGCUUAUCGAUACCUUAGGAGCCAGCAUUGUGAAUGCCACAGAUUCAAAGGGAAGAACGCCUCUCCAUGCCGCUGCCUUCACAGACCAUGUAGAGUGUUUACAGCUGCUGCUCAGCCAUAAUGCUCAAGUCAAUUCCGUGGACUCUAGUGGAAAAACACCGCUCAUGAUGGCUGCAGAAAACGGACAAACCAAUACAGUUGAGAUGCUGGUUAGCAGUGCUAGUGCAGAUCUAACUUUACAAGAUAAGAGUAAAAAUACCGCCCUUCACUUGGCUUGCGGCAAGGGUCAUGAAACUAGUGCCUUGUUAAUACUGGAAAAGAUAACAGAUAGAAACCUCAUCAAUGCAACCAACGCAGCCUUGCAAACGCCUCUGCAUGUUGCUGCCCGAAAUGGGCUAACAAUGGUUGUUCAAGAGCUUCUGGGGAAAGGAGCUAGCGUUCUUGCCGUCGAUGAAAAUGGUUACACCCCAGCUUUGGCCUGUGCUCCCAAUAAGGAUGUGGCUGACUGCCUGGCUCUCAUUUUGGCCACCAUGAUGCCUGUCUCGUCAAGUAGUCCAUUGUCAUCCCUGACAUUCAAUGCCAUUAACCGUUAUACCAACACCUCAAAAACUGUUAGCUUUGAAGCCUUGCCUAUCAUGAGGAAUGAACCUAGCUCCUAUUGCAGUUUCAACAACAUUGGUGGGGAACAAGAGUACUUGUACACUGAUGUAGACGAGCUCAACGACUCUGAUUCUGAGACCUACUGAAAGGCUGAGUUAGAGGUCUAAGGAAGUUCUGACACUGAAACUUCAAACUGGGCUUUUUCAGGAAAAAAGCACUUUUCUUACCCAUGCACCAUUCAUCCUAAAGAAAAAUCACGCAGUGAACGAAUAGAAGAAAUGUGAUGACAUUAGGAAGAAUCUCAAAGGCAAGUUUUGCAAAAGGAACUUCUAGAAUCUUAAUAAUGACUUGACCAGUGGAAAACACAUUGAUGUCCAUUGCUCUGUGGGAUUGUUUAAUUGGCUUUGCAGUGCCAGAAAUUUGGGACACUGCCCCCUGAUCUGCUUAUACGGGCACCACUGCUGUAAAGGAAGAGAUAAAGACACUAGGUUAAAUUUUACCCAUAAAAUUACAGCUAAAUUUAAAUGCAAUAAAAGUUUGGUAUAGUAGGCAUUAUGUAUACACAGAAUUGCCAAAGGACCAAAUAACGUACAGAUUUUUUUUUUAUUAGAGCGCCAUUUUGUGGAAACAGGAAUAGGUGAAAUGAACCAUCAAAAGCAACUUCAGUACUUCUGAAAAUGAAGCUACGAUUUGGUUUGGUGUUGGUUUUUGUAAGGAAAAUAUCUGAAAGCCUUCCAGUGCUAUAUUAAACCAUGAGAGAAAGAAGAUGUCUUUUUAUGUUUUUUAACAUAAAAGUUUUAAGAUUCCAGUUUUUGUAGAAUUCGGACCCAGCUGACUAGGUGCAGUGUGAGUAAGAGUACUUGUGACAAAGAUGAAGCUUAGGUCUGCUGCCUGCUCUUGAGUGGCUCCCUUUUAAAUUGAACUAUCUUUGUUUAAGGAAUUCCAUAGGGGAAACUCUUUUUGAUGAAAUUAAAAAUCAGAUUAUUUUACAUAUUGUAUCCCAGUGGUCCUGGGAAAUGGGACUGUUUGAGCCUCUGCUUGGGUGGCACACUUUGGGCUGGAGGACUUUGUUGUCAUUUAUUAAUCUUUGAGCUUUGCAAAGCAAGAAUCAAACUAAAAACUUUUAAACUUUUGUUAUGAGACAUCAUCUAAAGCUGGUUUUAGAUUGUAUAAAAACUGGAAUUUAAAAUUUUUUUAUAUAAAAGAAAAAAGACAUCUGCUCUCUUUUAUGGUUUAAUGCAGCAGGAAGGCUUUUUUUUGUUUCAAAUAGGGUUUCUCUGUGUAGCUGUGGCUGUCCUGGAAUUUACUGUGUAGACCAGGCUGGCCUUGAACUCAGAGAUCAACCUGCCUCUGCCUCCUUAGUGCUGGGAUUAAAGGUGUACACUACUGUUUAGCUCUUUUCUUUAUGAAAAUCAACAACAAACCAUUUGGCUUCAUUUUCAGAAGUUUUGAAGUUUGCUGUAGAUGAUAUUUCAUAACAUAAACAGAAUCAAGUCACUUGGAAGGCAUUUCUAUAUUGGGCAAAAUUUAAACUACUUCAGGCUUUAGGUUUGACUCAGAUCUAGAGUAGCAUGUUUGCAGCUUGUUACUGUUGGAGAGAGAUUGCCUGCCAACUUGAAGACUGCCUUUCAGGUAAUAGAGAAGGGGCUGAAUUAGGCUUUUAAACACUUCUCUGGUUCUGCUUUUACUGUAACUGUCACUUUCUCAGUAAAAAUGAUUUCACAUGGGGGGGUCUUAAUAGAGCUGGAUAAAGUUCCAUACAUUGCAACAAAAUGAUACCCAAUUCAUCUUAACCUUUUUGUAUUGUGAAACUGGAACUUUAUGACAUUGUAAAUUAUCAGCUGGUUUUUCUGAAUAUAAAGUGUGAAAACACAGAACAGUAUUUUGAUCUAUUUGAUAAUUUUGUGGAUUUUUUGAAGAAUUAAUGAGCAUGUACAUAGAAAUAGUGACUGCUUGAAUACUGUAUUUACUUGCACUCUUUCAGUACAUCAAGAUUCCUGUAUAUUUUAGAGUAUAAUAAAACACAGAUGUGAGUUGUAUUUAAUGAAUAAUGUAUUUGUAUCUGUGCAUAUUACUUAAAAUCUAUAAAGUUUCUAGGGCAUUGACUACUAGAUUUUAAGCAUUUUUUUCUAAAAUAUUUACAAAAUUAUAAAUAUAAUCUCCAUCUUUUCUUUAUAAUAUAAAGAAGUUGUAAUGCACCCUUCCUAAUUAAUAGUGGUAGAAGGGUAAAUAUGCAUUUUAAAGAACGCAGACUACAUUUUCUAUUGUACCUUUUUAAAAAAAACUCAAGAGAAUUCUAAAAGUAUACCAUAUGUGUGCUUUCUCUUUCCUUUUAGGAAUUCUCUUCUGAAUUCCCUGAGGGAAUUUUCUAGAAUCUCAGAAUUGAAAGAGACCUGAGGUUCAUCCAGUCUAACCUCUUAACAAAUGCAGGCGUCCCUUCUCCAAGGUUGUCUUUCCACCUUGAACACUUGCAGUGACUACCUCACAAGCAGUGCAUUCAUUGUUGAGCAGCUCUGUUAGGAAGGGCUCCUUAACGGAGUCGAAGCCUCCCUCCUGGUAACUUCUGUCCUGGGCCCAGCCCUGUCCUCCAAGACAGUGUUGGAAAAGUGAGUCCUCCACCCUCUGCCGUCUUCUCUUUCAUAGGCUGUUGACUCAUUUGCUGAAGUGAUUUCCAGAAGGACUCAUUAGACACAUUGUCUCCACAUCUAAUGCAAUCUAAGGUGUAGCUAUAAAGUAACAAACUCAUCUUUUAAUUUAUCCUCCUAUGUAUGUAGAGACCAUAGAUCCUGCCUCACUUUCUGUAGAUGAUGCCAUAAUGGAAAACAUUUGGGAGGUGGUUUGUGCUGUUGCUGGCCAACUAGGAAAGCUAUUCCUUUGCUAUGUGGUAGUUUGUCCCUAGCUUGAGCAACCCACUUCCUUUGGUGUGCUUUGCACUAGAAGGGGGAAUUCUGAAGUACUGUCACAGAAAGUGUUGACCAACUCCAGUAUUUGGAAUAAAUACACAGCAAAGCACAGCACCGUAAGUUACUUUAUAGUUACAUACACCUAGUGUGCAGAAAAGCCUGGACCUGGUUCUAUGGUGUUUUUAUCCCCACCCAGAAGGGAAAAGCCUGUCAGCCUUUAACUUCUGUGUGAAUGAUAAUAAUCUGAAAUACGUGUAUUACAGUAAUACCAGCUUUUGCUCAAAAACAACUUUGGGGAAAUAGUGAUGAUAGGUGACCUCGAACAGUGCCAUUAGUUCAGGAGAUCUCUAAAUGUAGCUGUAAAUUUGGGGUUAAUUUGGCUUCAUAUAUUGGAUCUUUUAAAUGAAAUAAAAAUUUUUAAUGCAAAAA
Mesocricetus auratus (golden hamster) is the source of this 8234-nucleotide messenger RNA. RefSeq names its product ankyrin repeat domain 28 (gene Ankrd28). Gene Ontology annotation, biological process: protein localization to T-tubule; regulation of cardiac muscle contraction. The coding region runs from base 1758 to 5048 and encodes 1096 amino acids. The transcript has 29 exons. The record is from RefSeq and is a predicted model, not a curated record. Gene Ontology annotation, cellular component: T-tubule; cytoplasm. Gene Ontology annotation, molecular function: protein binding. NCBI's taxonomy places the organism in Eukaryota, Metazoa, Chordata, Mammalia, Rodentia, Cricetidae.